ACCUGCCCGAGCAGCAGCAGCAGUAGUAGUAGUCGCACCAGCACCACCAGCAGCACCAGCAGCAGCAGCAGUGAGCAAACUAAAAUUCUGUUUCUAUUGUUUCUUGCCCCCGGCUGCUGUGGUUGUGCGUUGGACAGUGUCGUGCCUGGUGGCCCCCACAGAACACUAACACUGUGUACGUGUGUGUGUGUGUGCGGCGUUGUGCUGUGCUGUGCUGUUUUGUGCCAGAGAGAAGGGGUUUGACAAAAGUGCAGCAACAAACCCCGGGUACGACCGAGCAGUGGUUUAGCAAAGUGUGUGAGAAUCGAUGCUCAAUGCCGAAAAAGAACUCCCCGCGGAAUGCAGCAGCUGCAGCAGCAGUAAUAUCAACGCCACCUUCGAUCGGGCAGGAAGAUUGAGGUGUGCGAAAAGAAAAUAAAUCGUUUGUGUUCGUGCGUGUGUCUGUGUGUUGGUGUGAGCGCGUGUCUCUAGCGUGGGACGGCAUGGUGGUACGGCAACCGUAAUCGAAAAUUGCACGGAACAUCAUUUCCCACCCAUCAUUAUCGUAGCCAUCAUCAUCAUCAUCAUCUGCACCUCGUUCGGAGUCACCCACGCGCCAUCAUUGGCGCACGUGCUGCUGCUGCUCCUGUGCCGCCACCGUGAGCUCGGAAAAAGCAUGAGCGGAAAUCGCUGAUUUGUGGCGUAUGUGGGUGUGUGUGUGUGUGUAUGUGUGUGGAAAACAUCACUCGCUAAAGUCAUUCCCUUUCGGAAGGCAUCAAAACACACGGGUCGGCAGUGUUUGUAAUUGAGUUUAGUGAAGCAGGCAAAUCGGUGGUGUCUGUGUGUGUGUGUUGUGUGUGCGUGUGUGCGUGUAGCAAAUUUGUGUGGCCUGCGUUUUCCUACCGUGGAGGUGUUAAGCUCGAUGCUGCUUUUCAGGCGCACAAUCCGCAGCGGCAACAGCAUCGAUAUCAUCACACAUCGUAACGCCGGUUCAAGAUAAAAACCAUCCCCAUCGGUGGUCGACGGCGUUCCAGCGUUCCGACUUACGGGUUACGGUUCGGCACCGGCCACAAGCCGAAGAGAUCAAUCUCUGAACAGCAGCAGCUGCUGCUGACCAGCCUCAGACCCGCGCAGACGAAGGCAGCAUGACGAAGAAGUUCGAGUUCAACUGGCAGAUCCCGGUGCCGGAACCGCUCCUUACCGGAUGCGUGUUCGACCGGUGGACGGAGGAGAAGGACAACAACGAGCUGGAACCGAACUGCAUGUUCAAGGUGGACGAGUACGGGUUUUUCAUCUACUGGAAAAGCGAAGGACGGGAAGGUGACGUUAUUGAAUUAUGUCAAGUCAGCGAUAUCCGAGCGGGCGGAAUGCCAAAGGACAUGAAGCUGUACAAUCAACUGUGCAACAAGCACGGCGAAAAUGUGGAGGAAAAAUCUCUCACCAUCUGCUCGGGCACGGACUACAUCAACAUCAACUAUCAGCAUGUCGUCUGUCCGGACGCUGCAACGGCGAAGCUCUGGCAGCAAGGUCUUCGCGACAUUACACACAACAUCAAAAUGAACAACGUAUGCGUAUGGACCAACUUGAUGAAGCAUUGGAUGAGGUUGGGCUUUCUAGUGGAUCCGCGCGGAAAAGUGCCUGUCAAGGUGGUUGCCCGAACGUUCGCCUCCGGCAAGACGGAAAAGCUGGUAUAUCAGAUACUCUCCGAUCUGGGGCUGCCGAGCGGCAAGAACGAUGUGAUCGAGAAGGCGGACUUUACGUUCGAAAAGUUCUACGAGCUGUACCACAAGAUCUGUCCCCGCAAUGACAUCGAAGAGCUGUUCCGGUCGAUCACGCAAGGUAAAGCGAACGCCAUCAAUCUGGAUCAGUUCAUCAACUUUCUCAACGAGAAGCAGCGCGAUCCCCGGCUAAACGAGAUCCUCUACCCGCUGUACGAUGAGAAGCGUGCGCUGGAAAUCAUCACCACGUACGAGCAGAACGAUGAAGCGCGGGAAGCGAAAACCCUCACCAAAGACGGCCUGAUCCGGUACCUCAUGUCGGACGAGAAUGCGCCCGUGUUUCUCGACCGGCUCGACAUCUACAUGGACAUGGAUCAGCCGCUGUCCCACUACUACAUCAACUCGUCCCACAACACGUACCUGUCCGGGCGGCAGUUCGGGGGCAAGAGCUCGGUCGAGAUGUACCGCCAGACGCUGCUGGCCGGCUGUCGGUGCGUCGAGCUGGACUGCUGGGACGGCAAGGGCGAGGACGAGGAGCCGAUCAUCACGCACGGCAUGGCGAUGUGCACGGACAUACUGUUCAAGGAUGUGAUUUACGCGCUGCGCGACACCGCCUUCGUCACCUCCGACUAUCCGGUGAUACUGUCGUUCGAGAACCACUGCUGCAAAUCGCAACAGUACAAGCUGGCGAAGUACUGUGACGAAAUUUUGGGCGACCUGCUGCUGAAGGAACCGAUCCCGGACUAUCCGCUCGAGCCGGGGGCCGUGCUGCCGCCCCCGUCCCUGCUGAAGCGCAAGAUACUGAUCAAGAACAAGCGGCUCAAGCCGGAGGUGGAGAAGAAGGAGCUGGAGCUGUUCCUGCAGGGCGAGUUCGUGAUCGAGGACGAGGUGAAGGAGGACGCGAGCGCGGUCGACGUGACGAAGAUAGCGGAGCUGGAGGCGCCGGCGGCGGCGGCGGCAGUGGUGCCGGUGGCGGCGGCCGCCGCCUCGCAGGACGGUGGCGAGGAGGCGCCCCCGGUACAGUACACCGGCUCGACGACGAACGUGCACCCGUGGCUGUCGUCGAUGGUGAACUACGCGCAGCCGGUCAAGUUCCAGUCGUUCGACUACGCGGACAAGAAGAACGUGCACCACAACAUGUCGUCGUUCGCGGAGACGACCGGCAUGAACCUGCUCAAGUCGCAGGCGAUCGAGUUCGUCAACUACAACAAGCGGCAGAUGUCGCGCAUCUACCCGAAGGGUACGCGGGCCGACUCGUCCAACUACAUGCCGCAGGUGUUCUGGAACGCGGGCUGCCAGAUGGUGUCGCUCAACUUCCAAACGUCCGAUCUGCCGAUGCAGCUGAACCAGGGCAAGUUCGAGUACAACGGCAACUGUGGCUACCUGCUGAAGCCGGACUUUAUGCGCCGGGCGGACCGCAGCUUCGACCCGUUCGCGGACGCACCGGUGGACGGUGUGAUUGCGGCGUCCUGCGCGGUGCAGGUCAUUGCCGGCCAGUUCCUUUCCGACAAGAAGGUGGGCACGUACGUGGAGGUGGACAUGUACGGGUUGCCGUCGGACACGGUGCGCAAGGAGUUCCGGACGCGCAUGGUACCGGCGAACGGGCUCAAUCCGGUGUACAACGAGGAACCGUUCCUGUUCCGCAAGGUGGUGCUGCCCGAUCUGGCCGUGCUGCGGUUCGGCGUGUACGACGAGAACGGCAAGCUGCUCGGGCAGCGCAUCCUGCCGCUGGACGGGCUGCAGGGCGGCUACCGGCACAUCUCGCUCCGCACGGAGGCCAACUUCCCGAUGUCGCUCCCGAUGCUGUUCUGUAACAUCGAGCUGAAGAUCUACGUGCCGGACGGGUUCGAGGACUUUAUGGACGCGCUGUCGGAUCCGCGCGCGUUCAUGGGCGCGGCCAAGGAGCGCUCCGACAACAUGAAAGCGAUGGGCAUCGAGGAGACGGGCAAGAAGGACAAGGAGGAGGCGGCGCGGAAGGAGGAGCAGCGCGUCACCGAGCCGCCGCUCGUGUUCGACCCGAUCACGGUGGACUCGCUGCGGCAGGAGAAGGGCUUCCAGAAGACGGCCAAAAAGCAGCAGAAGGAGCUGGACGCGGUGAAGAAGAAGCACGCGAAGGAGCGGGCCGGCGUGCAGAAGCAGCAGAACGCGGCGAUCGAGCGGCUGGUGAAGGGCAAGAGCAAGGAGGAAAUCAAGGCGGACCCGGCGGUGCGCAAGCUGAUCCAGGAGCAGAACGCCCAGUGGACGGAGAUGGCCGAGCGGCACAAGAAGGAGGAGUGGGAGCUGCUGAAGCAGCAGCUGGCCGACCAGCAGGACAUACUGCGCAAGCUGAUGGAGACGACGCAGGCCGCCCAGAUGAAGCAGCUCGAGGCGAAGCACGAGCGCGAGAUCAAGGAGCUGAACAGCCGCCAGGCGAAAAUCUCGGUCGAAACGUCGAAGGAGGUCGCCAACGACAAAACGCUCAAGACGAAGGGCGAAAAGGACCGGCGGCUGCGCGAGAAGAAGCAGAACAACAUUAAGCGCUUCAUGGACGAGAAAAAGACUGCCACCAUCAAGCAGAACCGGGAAAAGGAAAAGCUGAAAGUGACCCACGACAAGCAGCUGGAGGAGCUGGCGAACGAUGUGCAAAAGCUCAUCGAAAUGUACAAAGUGGACGAGGAGGAAUACAAGCUGGCAUCGAAGUACGAAUUUUUCGCCUAAACGUGUCGAAGCUGCAUGACCUCUGCACCACCUCUCGACCAGCACCAGGAGGGUCCUGGAGGGUGGAGACUACACCAAGAAGGGGAAGAGGAAGUGGAUGAGAUGGAGAAAAGGAGCAGAUGGCAUACACAAGUCUCAAGUAGCAACAACACAGUUACUCCAAAGUCAGCCUAAAAGCUAUAACUACUCCCCCCCCCCCUCCCGGUGCAUUCUCCCCCGCUUAUCCAGAGGACAUCGGCAGGGGGUCGGAAGCGCUGCUAAAAGGAGUCAACUACAGUAUGGGAUUAGCAGCACAUAUGCCACACACCACAGACACAACACACGAAUAGUAGUUAUACACCUAUAUACCUUAGAGAGAGAGAGAGAGAGAGAGAGAGAGAGAGAGAGAGAGAGAGAGAGAGAGAGAGAGAGAGAGAGAGAAAGAAAGAGAGAGAGAAAGAGAGAAAGAGAGAGAGAGAGAAAGAGAGAGAAACACAUAGACAUAGCAGGUCGUAUUUAUUAAAUGAGCGGGAACAAGCAACCAAGAGCACCGUGAGGGCAGAGGCGUCUCCAUUGCUUCCUGCAUAUCACUCACUGGCGCGGAGUCCGUUUGUGUUUAGUUGAGCUUUUCCAUUAUAUUGUACCGUUCACUUCGCGCUGUUUUUUGUUUUGUUUUUAGUUGUUUUAAAAAGAACAAAAAAACAUUGCUAUUUCUUUCUGUCGAAUCGCCAUCGCGCCGCCGUCGUCGUCGUGUUUUGAUAAUGGUUUAGUAUUAUAGGUUUAAAUGUAGCAUUCUGAUUAAUUUUAUCCAUGUCGUCAAUUUGGGGUGGUAAAGGCGGCGGCGAGUCCGUUUUGUAAGCUCUUUGCUCUGUUGCGUGCACCGAUUGGUUUCGUUCGAUAUCUUGCCGGUUUUUGUUUAAAUUAACGAUAAUAGCGCACCUGCUACUUCUUCUUCUUCUUUUUGGUUGCAGUAUAGAGCAGAGUCAGCGAAAGCAACGCAACGUAAUAAACCCCAUGUCUCACCAAUAGCAAUGUUUACUAAACACACCGUUUAAAUAUAUUUAAAAAAAAAAGCUGUUGUGCGCGGUGUUGUGCGUUUUAUAAUAAUAAAUAAUUUAACAAAAAAAAACAAAGCGAUUAUUAUGGUGGUCCAAACAACAACAACAACAAAACACGCCAACGCAAUGGAAGUGCGUGAAGGGAGAUGAGAGAAAGGAAACACAUUAGCGCUCUAAGAAAACAACUGGGAAACAACAUUUAACAAAAAAGCAGGAAAGGAAGCAAACGCAAAAAAACACAAACUGAAAACAAAAGAACAGAAAAAAACAAACAAACUCUAGUAAAGCGAAAUUGUAGUGAGGACAAGUAUAGCGGUACACACAAAACUCACCCACUCACAAUGCCACAACGUGUGAUUAGCUGUGCAUGCGCGCGCUAGUGUAUGUGUAUGUGGUGUCUGUUUGUGUGAUUAAGUGCAACCAGCAUAUUAAUUAACUUUUUAAUUACGAUUAUUAUGCACGUAAAAAAGGAGGAAAACGCAUGAAGAGAAAAAGAGAGGAAGAGAGAGAGAGAGAGAAAGAGAGAGAGAGUAAUAAUGCAAGUAAAGGAAAAGCAAGCAAACAAAACCAAACAACAAACAAACGUAACCAAAAUGAUAACCCCAUUUUAUUAAUGAUAAGAUUAGAGAGAUUUUGGAAUAAGCAGUAAAGAACAAAAAGAAGAAAAAAAACAAAGAAGAAAACAACAAAUGAAUAUCUAUAGAAGCAAAAACGAUAUAUCCCCCAGGUACCUAUUAGUAUCUACAUGCAAGGCAUCAAUGGGUAUAUAGAGAAUGCACUAAAAUGACCAACAGAGAGGGUAAAGGCAAACGUGAGAUAUAGAGAAAGAGAAAUAGAAUAGCAAGAGUUGUUAAAAAAACCCUCCCGAAAAGAAUGGAAGAGAAAGAAGCUAGUAAAAUGUAAUAUUUCAUAAGGCGGCAAUAUACCUACAACACAAACCAAUAAUAGUAGCGCAGCUGGCAUGAGAUAUAUAGGAGUUGACGAGGAAACAACAAAAAACACGCGAUAAUGCAAAUUGAUACAAAAUGGCGUUGAGAAGGAAAAAGGAAAACGACGGAAGGAAAACAAGAUCAGCGCGUAUGGUGCGCAGUGCGCAGGGAGGAAACAGCCCGGGAACGAUACUGUUGUAAUUUGUAAUAUGCUCUUACCCUCUGGCUCUACCGUUACACACAUCUUCUGUCGCCAAUUGUGGCCAACAACACUUGCAGACACACGCAUACGGACACAUAGACACAGUAAUGUAUUAUUUCCAACCCUAAUACGAUACCAAACAAAACCAUUGAUCAUAUAUUAGAUCACUUUCAUAUCAGAACACGAAUCUGUUCAGAUGAAGUUGGAUCCAAUGCACUUCACUCCCAUACAACAACAGUCGUAGUGUUCUUACAGGUUAUUCCAAGAGUUCUCAUAGCUGUGGGACUCGUACAUACGUGAAAUGAACCUAAUACCAGCCAUUAUUGAAUCCGUUCGUAGCGGGGACGUACGGCGCUCACAUGAAAUUCUAGGGAUGGCAACACAUUUCUUGCGCCCGGUCCUCCUACGCCGCGGUGAAUAACUGUAGCAACGAUCUAGUACGUUAGGAAAAUGAGUGUCGGGACGUACGCCGCCGCUACGAACUGAUUCAAUAAUACCAGCCAAUGUUCAUAUUCCAGUGUGAAUUGGACUCUAUAGCAACCGUUAUUGGACAAAUCCAAUAGGAAUUUCCAAUAGGAGCCUGUCCAAAAAGGGUGCCAUGCCAUAGAAUCCAAUAUGAAGUUCACUUCGUAUUAGAAAGAGUCCAGUAAGUGUCCCACAACUUUGAGAUCCAGCUGUAAAACCCUGUACCCUAUCUCUACGUGUUUGUGUGUUGAAAAAGAGUGUGUUGAUUGUAUGUUUCAUUGCCACACACAUAUUCGGCCUCAUUUUACGGCUCUCCCAUCGGGGGAAUGCGGAUGAAGCCCAAAGUAGCGAAGGAAACCGAUCGAAACAAACGUGAGAGUCAUAUUAGUGCCUAGUUUGGGUUGCAACUUGAUGGAUAUUCCUUCAGUGCCCUUCCUUUCCCGGGAGGCAGGUUGAGAAAAAUCGACCGUUUUCACGUAGCACCUCGUCUUUGUUGGUGUCCUUGUUCCAUCGUUUGGUAUACCGGGGUAUCGUUUCACCAAAUAAAGAGCGGCGGACUCCCGAGAAAUGUGUACACCAUUUCAUUCACACAAAUUAACACACACACACACUUACACAACCCACAAAUGCUCACACAAAUAGUUUUUUGUGUCCAGUUCCAUUGUGUUGUGGUUUUGGUUUAGUUGCCCAUUUUGAUACAAUUUAAUAAUUGCAGUAAUUAAUGGACGAAACAAACAAUAUGCAGGAAAAUGUACAUGUAUUAGGGCUGUUUCCCUCACCCCUUGCCCUUGUCUUGAUUCAUUCAUUGCAGUUUCUAUUGUGCAUGGCGGGAAGCGAAACGGUUAACCGGGGGUGGGGCACAGUUCGGUGGCAACAGUUCGCAAAUAAUACACACUCUAGUCGAUUAUGUUUGUAAGAAUAUGUUAUUAUGUAUCGUAAGAGCAAAUCAAACAAAACAAGUAUAAAGGAGAGACAGAAAGAGAAAGAGAGAGAAAGAGAAAGAGAAAGAGAGAGAGAGAGAGAGAGAGAGAGAAGUGUGAAAGGGCGCAGAUAGAAAAUAAAUAAAGCAAGUAGAUAAAUAUGAGACGUGACAGAGAAAGGAAAAUGAAAACAGAAGAACAACAACACAGAAAGCUACAAUUGUAGGAUAAGUGGAAGGUUAUGAAAAAAAAACCAAAAAAAAAAGCAACCACGCUAUAAAAGCAGAUAAAUAUAUACAUCAUUCCGAAACAGGAGAGAGACAGAACGAAGGGAAUCUAUGAUAUGAUGUAGAAAUGGUGGUCAGGAUUCGCUGGCAAGAUGAUAACGAACGUGGAAAAGAAGGUGUUUAUGGUUUGCAAAAAAAAGCAUUAAACAAGUUGGAAAACAAUCCUUCCCCAGUUUCAACCUAUAUACAUAUAUGUUAUAAAAACAAAAGAAUGAAUUAGACAAACAGGAACAGGAUCGGAGAAGAGUAUGAGUCCCUCUUUUUUAUGUUUGCUAUAUCGAGCAGGAGCAGAGGAGUUAACAGAAUGAACGAAACACACAAGAGGCACAGAGGGGCAAACGGAAAUGGGAUUUGCGGCCCCGGGUUGGGUUGGGUCACAAACCUUGCCAUCAGAACUUUGCCACAAUCCUCUUUUCGCCUCCCGUGUACCACCUCUCCACCUCUCUCUCCACAGUCUGUAUCCUGCCCUGUACGUGUGUGUGUGUGUGAACCACCUCAACGCGCCUUCUUCUUCUGCGGACGUUCGUUUCCAGUUUUGUCAAUGAAUACUUGUAAUUACACACACACACACACACACAACCACACACGAUCCAGAACAAGAAGAACAGAGAGAGGAAGAGAGAGAGAAGAGUAAUAUCAUUAAUAAAAAGAGAAACUAUUACGAUAGCAAAGUGCAAAA
Messenger RNA from Anopheles gambiae (African malaria mosquito), 8913 nucleotides. RefSeq names its product 1-phosphatidylinositol 4,5-bisphosphate phosphodiesterase (gene norpA). The transcript has 12 exons. Bases 1125 to 4394 code for a protein of 1089 amino acids. The record is from RefSeq and is a predicted model, not a curated record. NCBI's taxonomy places the organism in Eukaryota, Metazoa, Arthropoda, Insecta, Diptera, Culicidae. Gene Ontology annotation, biological process: phosphatidylinositol-mediated signaling; lipid metabolic process. Gene Ontology annotation, molecular function: calcium ion binding; phosphatidylinositol-4,5-bisphosphate phospholipase C activity.